Triticum aestivum (bread wheat) is the source of this 882-nucleotide messenger RNA. RefSeq lists its product as uncharacterized. The coding region runs from base 139 to 882 and encodes 247 amino acids. The transcript has 4 exons. Lineage: Eukaryota; Viridiplantae; Streptophyta; Magnoliopsida; Poales; Poaceae. The record is from RefSeq and is a predicted model, not a curated record.
GAGGGCAAUAUUGGUAGGGGAGCUGGUUUUAUUACUUUCAGACUUAACCCAAAGUGUCUACAGGAAGCACACUUAUGGCGGAUGCGUUGCCCAUUGAUUUGAUAUUAUGAUGUUGAGUUUUAUCAGCCACAACGAGUUAUGACACAGUUUGGCUUAUUUCAAGAGACCCCGCCGAAGUACAAGGACACUUUGCUACAUUUGCAUAGUCUUGACAAGAUGAAGCAGAAGAGUAUAAAAAAAUGGGAUCGAGAGCAUGACAUGUAUAUCCAGGAGUUCAAGCACAAGCUCAAUAAGAUUGAGCUUUCAUUGCGUCAACCGACUUCUAAGCCUCCCCGACGGCCUUUUGAUACGGAAGCAUUCAACAAUUAUCUUGUGUGGUUUCGUUCCAUUGCCCGUACUCAACUUAACGCACCCACAUUUCAGCCAGGGGACAUAUUACAUGAACCCAAUCCAGGUUUUGAUCGGAUGGCCAAUAUGGAGUACAACAGGCUUAUUAGAGAUGGUAGACGGUAUGAAUCGGCGCCAACUAACCGCUUUGUGCAAAACGAGCUCUCGAAGCAUGUCAACGACGCCGAUGAGGCACUCAAGUACCCUCCAGGUGAAGAGUCGUACAAUAAGCUUAAAGCUUUUGUUGAGCGGAGCAAGUCUUGGGCACGUGGCCUUGGUGCUCUACUAGGCUGCUGUUCCACCGAUGUCGCUGUCCCUACAACUUCGAGGUCAAGAUCAUCAUCAAGCGGCACCCAGCAGCAAGGCGAAGAAUCAGUUGAUGACAUGGAGGAGGAGGGGGAUGAACAGACGCAUGAUGAGAUUAACACCUGCAGAUGCCCGAUGCGCCUUAGCCUAGUCAAAGGCGUGGAAAGUAUACUCCGGGCAAAUAAGUAA